Lacerta agilis (Sand lizard) is the source of this 2269-nucleotide messenger RNA. It is a transcript of the gene ADAD1, whose product is annotated as adenosine deaminase domain containing 1. NCBI's taxonomy places the organism in Eukaryota, Metazoa, Chordata, Lepidosauria, Squamata, Lacertidae. Gene Ontology annotation, biological process: adenosine to inosine editing; RNA processing. The record is from RefSeq and is a predicted model, not a curated record. Gene Ontology annotation, molecular function: tRNA-specific adenosine deaminase activity; double-stranded RNA binding; double-stranded RNA adenosine deaminase activity. Gene Ontology annotation, cellular component: nucleolus; cytoplasm.
UUGGAGGGAGGGUUGGGGCAGGAUGGCGAGCGACUGGCCCCAGGCGUCCCGAGUGCCCAGCUUUGCCCAAAUGCUGAAGAAGAACCUGCCCGCCCAGCCGCCGCCGCAACCUUCUCUGCAGGCCUCGGCUCCCUUGUUUCCGCAGGCAGAGAAUGCCAAAGCCAUGUUUUUACCGGCAGAAACGUCUAACAUUUCCACCUUGGCUUCCAAGGUGACAAACAUCGCAGGUCAAGUUCCUGACAGCCUAUAUUCCAAAGCAGGACCCAUUGUUCCAAUCACUUCACUUCCUCCCAAGAAAAUUCCAAAGGAAUUUGUCACAAAAUAUAAACGAGGGGAUAUAAACCCAGUGUCUGCUUUGCAUCAGUUUGCACAAAUGCAGCAUGUACAGCUUGAAUUAAAGGAAACGGUAGCAACAGGUAAUCUCUUGGGAUCAUACUUUGCAUUUUGUGCUGUGGUUGAUGGCAUUCAGUAUAAGACCGGAUUGGGGCAAAACAAGAAGGAAUCAAAAUCCAAUGCCGCAAAACUUGCUCUUGAUGAAUUACUGCAGUUAGAUGAGACAGAACCAAAACCUCUAGAAAAUCCAGGUCCUCCCAGGAGUCUUUCAGAAACUACAACCGUAACUGAACCUCAAAGAACAGCUGAACCCGGCUACAUUUCAAUUCCUUAUGAAGGACGGCAUCUUCCGUAUGAAAAAAUUUCUCAAGCUGUCAGGGAAACAUUCAAUAGCUUGACUGCUAAAUAUCCAGAGUACCAGAGUUGUAGCAGUUCGCUGGCUGCUUUCAUAAUUGAAAGAGUUAGACAGCAUGAGGUGGUAGCUAUCGGAACAGGUGAAUUCAACUAUAGUCAAUGGGAUCCAGAUGGGAGAAUAUUGCAUGCUCAUGCUGUUGUUACUGCAAGACGCUCUCUUCUUAGGUAUUUUUACAGACAGCUUUUGCUGUACUACAGUAAAAAUGCUGCCAUGAUGGAUACGUCCAUAUUUUGCAUUGAGCCAUCUUCAAACUUGCUUGCGCUAAAACCAAACGUAAACAUAUUUCUCUACUAUGAAUCAGUUACCAAAGGAUCUGCUCAGAUUAAGUCCAGGCUACGCCUCAAUCCCAAUUCUGCAUCUGCAUUUGAAGCUGAUGAGGAACUGUGCCUUCAUGUCGCUGUUGAAGGCAAGGUUUAUCUCACUGUCUACUGUCCUGCUGAGAUUUCUAGAAUAAGCAGCAUGUCUGCUAGUGACAAACUGACAAGAUGGGAAGUACUGGGUGUUCAGGGAGCCUUGCUAAGUCACUUCAUUCAGCCCGUUUAUGUUAACAGGAUCAUUGUUGGGGAUGGGAACUGCCAUGAUACACGAGGAUUGGAAAUAGCUAUCAAACAACGGGUAGAUGAUGCGCUCACUUCAAAACUGCCCAUGUUCUACAUGGUGAACAGACCUCGCAUUAGCUUGGUAUCUGCUGCUUGUGCUAUACAGGUAGACUUGGAACGCAGAUCUCUUAGUUUGAAUUGGUCCCAAGGAGACUUGUCGUUGGAGGUCGUAGACGGGCUAAAUGGGAAGAUCACAGAAAGUUCACCCUUCAGUGGCAUUUCAAUGGCAAGUCGUCUUUGCAAGGCUGCAAUGUUAAGUCGUUUCAAUUUAGUGGUUAAGAAUCAAAGAGAGCUGAUUUUACUUAACGCGGGCACGUACCAUGAAGCAAAGAUUAUGGCAGAGUCCUACCAAGGAGCGAAAUAUUUGCUGAAAACCUACCUGGAGCAGCAUGGUUUUGGGUCUUGGAUUGUGAAGUCUCCACGUAUUGAACAAUUCAGUAUGUAAAGAUUAAUAUAUUGGCUCUGGAGCUCUUGAAGUAGACUAGUUCUUUGAGUAUCUUAACUUUUUCAUUGGUUAGUAGUUGUUGAUCAGUACAGUGUCAAUUGAUUGCUGAAAAAAUUGUACAUAAGCCAAAUAAGUUAGCUAAGUUGUUAAUAUAUGCGGGCCAUUUUUAUCACUUAAGUCUCUUGCCAGUAUAAAUAUAUCUGGCAUUAAAGUAUAGUUUGGUGUUUUAUGUGUGUUACGCAUUUGCAGUAAUAUAUUUUUAAUUGAUUUCUAUGAAGCUUUAAAAUAAGUGAGGUUGAACAAUGUAAAAGCGGAGAAUUGUGUGCUGGCAAUUAUUAUUUUGCUAGGUUCAGUACCUGCUUGUAAUGGCAGUGCAAGUUACCAUGUCAUCACCUUGUUUUAAGAUUGGUUGCUUCUCUUCUGGCUUUAAAAGCCACAUUUUCCUUAUUAAUCAUCAUUAAACUUUGUGGGCUAUAU